UGGCCCUGCGAUGCUCCGAGCGUGGGAUAGUCGAAUGCGACGGCGAUGUGACCUGCACUGGCAAAGGCUUCGCAGAAGAACUGAAGGCCGUGUGCUUUCGAGAGUCCCAGACCAUGUCCCAGAACGAUGACGGCUCUCUUUGUCGUCAGAUCACCGUAGACCCAUGCUGAGAGCUUCUCGGAGAUGCCGGGAGGAGUGAUCCACACGGUCUCACGCUGCAUGUGACAGAGAUGAGGGUGGCCCUGAAGCGUCGGAUCCACCGCGAGAGCCAAACUUGGCGCGUGCGUGGCCUCAGAGAGUGUGCGAAUCGGCCCUGCACCUUUGCCUCGUCGCUGUCAUGAACGCAGCGCAGGCGAAGACGUUUGGCAGGAUCCUAGCCCAGCGAGCGAGGGCAGCAUACGCACCAUCGGGUGGGGGAGGACCAUCGUCGGGCGGCUCGGGCAAACCGAACGGACCCGGCCUGGGAGCAAUCUUGGGCGGCGGAGGUGGCCUCAUCCUGCUCGCAGUCGGCGGCGUGGUCAUCAACUCUGCGCUCUUCAACGUCGAUGGCGGCCACCGAGCGAUCAAGUACACUCGAUUGUACGGCGUCAAAAAGGACAUCUAUACUGAAGGAACUCAUUUCCUCAUACCCUGGCUCGAGUCAGCCAUCACAUACGAUGUCAGGGCAAAGCCGAGAAGUAUUGCCUCGCUGACAGGCACAAAGGAUCUACAAAUGGUGAACAUCACCUGCCGUGUCCUGUCGAGACCCCGCGUAGAGGCCCUGCCGACGAUCUACCGUGAGCUCGGCACGGACUACGACGAGCGUGUCCUGCCCUCGAUCGUCAAUGAAGUCCUCAAAUCGGUCGUGGCCCAGUUCAACGCUUCACAGCUCAUCACCCAGCGAGAGAUGGUCUCGAGGCUCGUCCGGGAGAACCUCACUCGCCGAGCCCAGCGCUUCAACCUCGUCCUCGACGACGUUUCCAUCACCCACGUUGCCUUUUCGCCCGCGUUCAGCGAUGCUGUCGAGGCGAAGCAGAUCGCGCAACAGACAGCUCAGCGUGCUGCCUACCUCGUCGAUCAGGCGAUCCAGGAGAAGCAGUCCAUCAUCGUCAGAGCUCAGGGUGAAGCCAAGAGUGCAGAACUGAUCGGCGAAGCCAUCAAGCAAAGCAAAGGUUUCCUCGAGCUCCGUCGACUCGAGGCAGCUCGUGACAUCGCCGCACUCGUCGCGGCGAGCGGCAACAAGGUCAUGCUCGAUGCAGAUUCGCUCCUCCUCAAUCUCAACAAGGUAUGUCUGCCACAGGUCCCCUCUGUAGACAAACCUGACUGAUCGACGUCGCUACAGGACGCACCAGGCAUCGAUCAUCAGAAGAAAAGAUAAACCCCUCUCGUGUACAUGCAUGCAU
Molecule: messenger RNA, 1382 nt
Organism: Mixia osmundae IAM 14324
Lineage: Eukaryota; Fungi; Basidiomycota; Mixiomycetes; Mixiales; Mixiaceae
Exons: 3
Coding region: 338-1306 (322 amino acids)
Biological process (GO): mitochondrion organization
Cellular component (GO): mitochondrion; membrane
Source: RefSeq, a predicted model, not a curated record